GAUGAGACAACAGCUUCAGGGGGAAGGUGUACUCUCACUUCAUUGAAGCAAGUGUAUUUUUAGCCCUUCCACCAACUACUUCACUUCACGGCUUUUUUCUGCCACUGUGUCUUGGUGGGGGCUAGCCAUGGGUACUGGUUUGGACAGGUUUCUGUGGUCAGUACUGCUGCUGCUGCCAGUCUUUGGGCUAUCUGAGGCUCUGCCAGAAAGCUGGCUGCCUGGGGAAUAUUCAGACACCAUCAGUGAUGCACAAAGGUUCCUCAGUGACUACAACAGCACUGCCGAGGAGGUGUUUUUCCACAGUGUCUCUGCCAGCUGGAACUACAACACCAACAUAACAGACCACAACUCAAAGCUUCAGGUAAGUGCAUCUCUUGAAGAACAGGCAUUCGUGGAGGCAUGGGGGAUGAAGGCUAAGCAGGUCUUCUCUUCUGGAGUUCUCAACACCCUUCCUGACCCUAAAGACAAAAAACUGAUGGAAAAGAUCAAGCUACUCGGUGCUGCCAACCUUCUCCCGGGAGAAAGAGAGGAGUAUAACACCAUUCUGAGCACCAUGGACAAUAUUUAUUCGACAUCUAAGGUGCACCCACAGCCAAACAUCAGCUGGAGUCUGGAACCUGAGCUCACAGAGAUCAUGGCUAACUCCAGGAGCUACAAGAAGCUGCUGUUUGCCUGGGAGGGCUGGCACAAUGCGUCAGGUGUGCCACUCAAACAGUACUAUCCGAGCUUUGUGGAGCUCAGCAACAAAGCCUCGCGAGCUGACGGAUUUCAGGACACUGGAGAUGACUGGCGCUCUUGGUAUGAGACUGAAACCUUUAGGCAGGACUUGGAAGAAAUCUACAAGACCAUUGAGCCCCUCUACCUGAAUCUGCAUGCCUUUGUGCGCCGCCAGCUCUACAACCAGUAUGGCCCCAAGUACAUCAACCUUAAAGGACCUAUCCCUGCUCACUUGCUAGGAAAUAUGUGGGCCCAGACCUGGAACAACAUUUAUGAUAUGAUGAUCCCAUUUCCUGACAAACCUAACAUUGAUGUGACUGAUGAAAUGGUCAGACAAGGCUAUAACGCCACACACAUGUUUCGUGUGGCCGAGGAGUUCUUCACCUCUCUGGGUUUGGAGAGGAUGCCUGAGGAAUUCUGGGAGGGAUCCAUGCUGGUUAAGCCUGAGGGUCGAGAGGUGGUGUGCCACGCGUCUGCCUGGGACUUUUACAAUCGCAAGGACUUCAGAAUUAAGCAGUGCACCACAGUCACGAUGGAACAGCUCUUCACUGUACACCAUGAGAUGGGACAUAUUCAGUAUUACCUGCAGUACAAGGACAAGCCUAUGGGCUUCCGCAGUGGAGCCAACCCAGGUUUUCACGAGGCUAUCGGUGAUGUUUUGUCCCUUUCGGUUUCUACGCCCAAGCAUCUGGAAACCAUUAAUCUUCUGGAAUCUGUGACAUCUGACAUCGAAACUGACACCAACUACCUGCUAAAAAUGGCUCUGGAGAAGAUAGCCUUCCUUCCCUUUGGCUACCUUAUUGACCUCUGGAGAUGGGAUGUCUUUAGUGGAAAGACCCCUCCGGAGCGUUACAAUGCUGACUGGUGGUAUCUCAGAACAAAAUAUCAAGGCAUCUGCCCACCCACCAGGCGUACAGAGGAGCACUUUGAUGCUGGGGCAAAAUACCACAUCCCUGGGAACACGCCGUACAUCAGAUAUUUUGUCAGCUUCAUCCUUCAGUUCCAGUUUCAUGAAAAACUUUGCGAAGCAGCCAAGCACACAGGUCCCUUGCACACAUGUGACAUCUACCGGUCUGCAGAGGCGGGAGCCAUUUUAAAGAAAGUCCUUCAGGCCGGCUCAUCUGAAAGCUGGCCAGUUGUGCUCCAGGAUGCUAUAGGCACUGAUAAAUUAAACGCCAACUCACUCAUGAAGUACUUUGAGCCUAUUAUUGACUGGUUGAUGGAGCAAAAUGUGAAUGAGACGUUGGGAUGGCCAGACUUCAACUGGGUCCCACCUAUGCCUGAAGGCUACCCAGAAGAUAUCGACAAGAACACAGAUGAGCUUGAUGCACAGAAGCUUCUGGAAGAGUACAACAGUACAGCUGAGGUGGUAUGGUAUGCAUACACUGAGGCCUCCUGGAAGUACAACACUGACAUCAAUGAAGCCAAUAAGCAGGCAAUGCUUGAAAAGAACCUGGAGAUGUCAGCACACACCUUGAAGUAUGGACUGCAGGCCCGUCAGUACGACACCACUGACUUCCAAGAUGGCUCGGUCAAACGCAUCAUUAAAAAACUCAGUGACAUCGAGAGGGCUGCGCUCCCCUCUGCAGAACUGGAAGAGUACAAUACGCUCCUGUCCAACAUGGAGACCAAGUACAGCGUGGCUGAGGUCUGCAGAGAGAAUAAUGAAUGCCUCCCUCUUGAUCCAGAUCUCCAGAAGAUCAUGGCAGAGUCCAGGGAUUACGAUGAGCUGCUAUUUGCCUGGAAAGGAUGGCGAGAUGCUGCUGGCAAAGUAGUCCGUCAGGAUUAUAAGAGAUAUGUUGAACUGGCCAACAAAGCUGCCACACUAAAUGGUCACUCUGAUAAUGGAGCUUUCUGGCGUUCCCUGUAUGAAACGCCUACAUUUGAAGAAGAUCUGGAGACUCUGUGGAAGGAGCUGGAGCCACUCUAUCUAAACUUGCAUGCUUAUGUUCGAAGGGGUCUAUAUAAUAAGUAUGGCUCCAACUAUAUCAACCUAAAGGGGCCUAUUCCUGCUCAUUUACUUGGCAACAUGUGGGCACAGACGUGGUCUGGGAUAAUGGAUUUGGUCAUACCCUACCCAGACGCUACACAGGUUGACGCCACACCAGCCAUGGUGCAGCAGGGAUGGGAUGCCAUCAGAAUGUUUCAGGAAUCUGACAAAUUUUUCACCUCACUUGGUUUGGAGCCAAUGCCGCCGGAAUUCUGGAGCAAAUCUAUGCUGGAGAAGCCAUCUGAUGGACGCCAGGUGGUGUGCCACGCCUCUGCGUGGGACUUCUAUAACCGAAAAGACUUCAGGAUCAAGCAGUGCACUGUUGUCACAAUGGAUGACCUGAUCACCGUGCACCACGAGAUGGGCCACAUUCAGUAUUUCCUACAGUACAAAGACCAGCCCGUGUCCUUCCGUGAUGGAGCCAACCCCGGCUUUCAUGAGGCCAUUGGAGAUGUACUUGCCUUGUCUGUGUCAACACCCAAACAUCUCCAGAGCAUCGGCCUCCUGGACAAGGUUGAGAACAACUAUGAGAGUGACAUCAACUUCCUGAUGAGCAUUGCACUUGACAAGAUUGCCUUCCUGCCUUUCGGCUACCUGAUGGACCAAUGGAGGUGGAAGGUGUUUGAUGGACGCAUCCCACACACCGAGUACAAUAAAGAAUGGUGGAACCUCAGACUGAAGUACCAGGGAUUGUGCCCACCUGUAACACGCACUGAGGAGGACUUUGACCCAGGUGCAAAGUUCCACAUCCCGGCUAACGUUCCCUACGUCAGGUAUUUUGUCAGCUUCGUCAUCCAGUUUCAGUUCCACAAAGCUCUGUGUAAUGCUGCCAAGCAUAAUGGACCUUUAUACACCUGUGACAUCUACCAAUCCAAAGAAGCUGGAAAGCUCUUAGGUGAUGUAAUGAAGCUGGGCUUCAGCAAGCCCUGGCCUGAGGCUAUGGCUAUGAUCACUGGCGAGUCCAAAAUGAGUGCCCAGCCACUCAUGGAGUACUUCCAGCCUCUCAUUGAAUGGCUUGAGAAGGAGAACAGCAAGAACAAUGAUGUUCGUGGAUGGCCAGAUUACGACUGGAAGCCUUUUAGUGCAACUUCAAAAGGUGAAGCUAAAACAGUGGAUUUCCUGGGUUUAAAUGUGAACAAGUCAGCUGCCAUAGCCGGCCAGUGGAUCCUGUUGGCCCUCGGCGUGCUGCUCUUGGUGGUCACCGUCCUUAUGGCCUACAUGUACAGGAAGGCAAGAAAGCCUGAAAAGUCCUUGUCUACUAUGGAGCUGAAGCAAAAAGAUUAGCCAUGUUUGAAGACUGAACGACGAGAGUGAAGCCUGACUCACUGUAGCUGGCACAAUACCAACCUCAAUGUGAACAUCAGUGUUUUUUGUGUACUGCACAACAUCUGAACAAAUUUGCUCCUCAUGUUUUGUCUGCCUACCAAGUCUUGCAUAUUUAUUGUAUACACAAAAACACAAAAUUCCUUACUUGCCUAUGCAAAAGAACACAUGCAAUUUUUUUUUGUAAUUUAUUUGUACGCUUUGAUGUUAAAGAAGGAAGAGUUUUAAAAUGAAAAUUUGUAAAGUCAUUCAUUGUGUAAGUGUUUCUGAAUAUUUGAUUUUUUUCUAAUAAGUUGAAUCCUCAGCAUUUCUACAAUAAAGACAUUAAAUAUUUAUUCUGCCUCUUUUUGGAGACGUGACAUGAAUGAAUUACAAAGGUUAUUAAAAACAAUUUCAUUACAAUAAAAAAAAAUGCACAGUAACAUAAAAAAGGCAACACCACACGAUGAAAAAAAAAGAGCUUGUGCAUUGUUUUCAGCCCUUCCCUCUUUACUCACAGAGUCAAUACAACCUCUUUAGUGGCUACAGUUGCACAACAGAAUACAGUACCUGCAGGCUCUCAGGUAACACAGACUGGAGCAGUAAAGCAACACUUAGUCCCAUCAGAGACUGUUUAAUAACAGGCUUAUAUCAGCAGUCUAUCAUUGGUCUUACAGGUUUACCUUAACGGGGGCCACAGAGGCCUAGAAACAAUCCAAGAGAAGGCUUACUGUCUUUUAAAAAUACAAAGCUCAGUGACAGUGAGAGAACAAAUUCAUUAAAACAGUCAAUUUAACGCAACUUGUUACUAUAUACAAUUUAUACGUACCUAUCUAUGCUGGAUCGUAAAGUCUCCACAUAGACAUCAUGCCACUAAACUAAUCCAGUGUUGUGACUCCCUGUAUGACAUUCUUUAGAUAUGUAUGUUAAUGUAUUAGCCUAAGAUGAUAUAAUAAAUAACAGCCAAGUUUACUCCCUGACUAAAUCGACACACGGACACGAAGCUAUUGCUUUUCAACUUGUUACAAACCUGCUUUCGGCGUUCACUGCUGUGGAAUUCAAUGCAGGAAAUUACAGUGCAUCCGCUGGGGCUGUUUAAAGUAUUACAAGUAUUACUCACCUAUAAGUACAAAUCCUGUUUCCCUGAAACCAGGCAAACAAUGCGAGUACAUAAUCUGAACAAUAUAUAAUGUCACGUUCUGCAUUUGAGGCUAGUGCCAAAACCAUUCCAACGCAAAGUCAGGGUACAUUUGAUGUGAACAUUCACUCAUAAGAGAGUGGCUGCUGGUCAUUAUGUUCUAAGUGCAGGGGUUGAAAAUGAUCUACAAAUCAACUUAUCUUGAUUUAAAUCCCUAACAGAGUCACUGACUCCUGACCACAAAGUGAUAGAAGCAGAAAGGACAUUUACAAUCACAGAUUAGAUAUAUACACUCAGAUUAGAUAUGGAAAUAGGCACGGUGUGAAACAGCACAACAAAUGACCAGCAACAUUUCUCAGAAACUUUAGGAAAAAAAAGAUAUAAAAAAUACACAUACAGAAAAAAAUUUCAGUACAUUAGCUCCUACAACACAAUCAAAACCAGUUACUUUUGUAUGCGACACAGCUUCUAAUGUACAAUGUACAUGCACAUUCAGAAGCGCUUAACAAGUUACAAUCUCUGGAACAAAAUGUUCAGUGUAUUGCACAAAAAAAGAGUCUAUAAAAAAUUAAACCAUUAAAAAAAUGAAUGCGCUAUCCACAGUUGGUCCAUGUUGGUCCACGUGGCUCAGUCUAGCCCAGGGUUUUUUGGCCUCUUGUCAAGUCUAUUGUGACACUGAGCGGUUCAGGGUUUAAAACAAAG
Messenger RNA from Pelmatolapia mariae (spotted tilapia), 5849 nucleotides. It is a transcript of the gene ace, whose product is annotated as angiotensin I converting enzyme (peptidyl-dipeptidase A) 1. Gene Ontology annotation, biological process: proteolysis. Gene Ontology annotation, cellular component: plasma membrane. Lineage: Eukaryota; Metazoa; Chordata; Actinopteri; Cichliformes; Cichlidae. The transcript is spliced from 25 exons. The record is from RefSeq and is a predicted model, not a curated record. Bases 128 to 3991 code for a protein of 1287 amino acids. Gene Ontology annotation, molecular function: peptidyl-dipeptidase activity; metallopeptidase activity.